Erythranthe guttata (spotted monkey flower) is the source of this 1911-nucleotide messenger RNA. RefSeq names its product Transducin/WD40 repeat-like superfamily protein. Gene Ontology annotation, cellular component: nucleus. The record is from RefSeq and is a predicted model, not a curated record. Gene Ontology annotation, biological process: proteasome-mediated ubiquitin-dependent protein catabolic process. NCBI's taxonomy places the organism in Eukaryota, Viridiplantae, Streptophyta, Magnoliopsida, Lamiales, Phrymaceae. Gene Ontology annotation, molecular function: protein binding; protein-macromolecule adaptor activity.
UUUGUUCGCCACUACCACAGGGUAAGACAAGCUACCGCCAAAACCAAAAGAUUCAAACUUUCCCGCUUUUACCAGUCACUCGCUUUCCUCGCGCCAAAAUUAAACCCUCAUAUUGUUUGUUCAUCUUCAUCUCCUCCGCCCCCACCCACCCCCUGUACUAUUUUUUUCCCUUCACCCAAAACAGAUCGACAAACAGCAGAUAAAACAGAGAAAAUGGAGUCCAUCAAGCAUCGAUCGUUCUUCCAAGACAUUAAAUCAAGAGAAAUCAAUGGAUUCAGAGUGAGAAAACGCCCGUAUACGGGCAACGAUUCGCAAGGUUUCGAUCCAAUUGGAGCUGUAGCAGUUGAGCACAGAGGCGAACCUUCACCUCCCAUGGCUCUGUCUUUCUGCAAGACUAAUAAAAAUGCCCAUAUACUUGCUCUCACCGACGAAGGGGGUUAUAUUACUUUGUUCGAUACGAGGAAGAAAUAUCUGGAUUACUCUUCAUACCAAGAAAAUGCAGAAAAGGCUAAGCUCUUUGAGUGGGUAGCUCAUGAAAAUGCCAUAUUUGACCUCUGCUGGAUCAAGGAUGAUGCGUAUUUAUUAACUGCUUCAGGAGAUCAAAGUAUUAAGGUAUGGGAUACGCAACAGCAGAAAUGCGUAAGAGCAUUAAUGGGUCACAACGGAAGCAUCAAAUCCCUCAGUUGCCACCCUACUAAUCAGGAGCUCGUUGUGUCUGGUUCACGAGAUGGAUCGUUUGCUCUAUGGGACACGAGGUGCACCAAGAAUGCCUACCAGAAGUUGUGUGUCUCGCCUGUUUCUUUAAUACAUGAGGCCCAUACUUCUCCUGGUCGAAGACGUUGUAGGCGCCGUGGAAAGGCUGAAUCAAUGAGCAUCACAUCUGUGCUUUACCUCAAAGAUGAAAUCUCUGUUGCUACUGCUGGAGCAGUUGACAGUGUUAUCAAGUUCUGGGAUACAAGGCACCUUAAAGCUCCAGUUACUCAAGCAUGUCCUAAUUCUCAAUCUUCGACCGAGGAAACGAGAUUACAUGGCAUAUCUAGCUUGUCUCAAGAUCUUAAUGGAGUCUUUAUUACAGCCUCGUGCAUGGAUCACAGAAUAUACCUAUACAACGUGCUUCAGCUUGAAAAAGGGCCGAUCGAAACUUUCUCUGGAGGCCGAACAGACUCAUUUUUCGUCAAGUCAGCAAUUAGUCCCGAUGCAGCUCACAUACUCAGUGGUUCUAGUGAUGGAAAUGCCUACAUAUGGCAGGUCAACAAACCUCAGCUGGAUCCCAUCACUCUAAAAAGCCACGAUGGAGAAGUCACAGCAGUGGAUUGGUGUCCAUCAGAAACGGGGAAAGUUGCUACUUGCUCGGAUGAUUUCACCGUUAGAUUGUGGAACAUACAAAGCAGUUGUUAUACGAACACGCGAUCUCCAUCAUCAAUGCGAAAAAGAGUGAGGGCACUUCCAAGAAUCGAAAGGAAAAAACUGUUCUGCGACGAGGAUGUACAAACAGUAUGCCACGUGGACUCCUCGCCCCCUCCGAUGAAAGUUGUAGAAGUAAGUACACCACAAUCUCAGAAGAAAAAGUGUUCGUUGAGUUUCGAAGUGACAGAAGAUUUAGAUGCGGCAACUCCAGAAGCUCAAAUGAAAAGCCCUUCUUCUGUUCUAAACCCUCCUUCCUCGUCGAAAAGGAAGACGAUUCGUGACUACUUUCCGGUUUCAUGAUAAAUAUAUAAAUUAUUGUGAUGUAUAGUUAGAUUUGUAUUUAUGUGUAUGUAUAAUAUGUUAGCAAACAAAUUUUUUGAUGCAGGGAUGAGAUUAGUAUUUAAUAUCAACCAUUUUUUUUUUUUUUUGUAUUAUUGAAGUAGUUAGUUAAAAGAUUUGAUCUGUUUAUGUACUAUAUUUGAUUGAUGGAUUUUGUUAAAGGAA